Messenger RNA from Leishmania mexicana MHOM/GT/2001/U1103, 1017 nucleotides. RefSeq names its product putative cytochrome-b5 reductase. Gene Ontology annotation, molecular function: cytochrome-b5 reductase activity, acting on NAD(P)H. NCBI's taxonomy places the organism in Eukaryota, Euglenozoa, Kinetoplastea, Trypanosomatida, Trypanosomatidae. The record is from RefSeq and is a predicted model, not a curated record. The transcript has a single exon. Bases 1 to 1017 code for a protein of 338 amino acids.
AUGGUCAGGUUCCUGACGUUUGGCGCCGCAGCCGUCCUCGGCGCUGCUUUCCACACCCACACCUGCUCCCAGCGCAUGGCGGCCGAGUGCGCCGCGAAGAAGGAGGCCUUUACGACCAAGUUCAAGCCUUUUGUGCUGGGCGAGGUGCUCAACCUCGCUGAGGAUGUCGCAAUCUUCCGCUUUCUGCUGGACGACCCGAGCGACGUCUUCGACCUCGUGCCGUGCAGCACGCUGCAAGCACACUUCAAGGAGGGCGCGAACAUGGUGGAUCAGCCGAUGCGCUUCUACACGCCGAUCACGUCGAACGGGACGAAGGGCUACUUUGACCUUCUCGUCAAGAAGCAGCGGCCAGGCCGCUUCACCGAGCACCUCUUCUCCAUGGAUGUGGGCGAGUCGCUGCUGUUCCGUGCCGUGCAGUACAAGCUGACGUACAAGAAGAAUCGCUGGACCGAUGUAGGCAUGAUCUGCGGCGGCACAGGCAUCUGCCCUAUUCUGCAGUUCAUGAACGCCUCUCUGGACACGGAGGGCGAUUCGACGAAGCUUAGCAUGCUCUUUGCCAACCGCUCAGAGAACAAGAUCUUGCUCAAGGGCUUGCUUGAUGAAAAGGCCCGCGAGCACAAGGAUCGACUGAAGAUCUUCUACACGGUGGACAACUUUGACGAUCCGAGCAUGAUCGCGAACCCGGUGUACAAGAAGGGCACUCCCUUGACGGUGGACGUCGCGAGCCAGCCGAGUACGAGCCCCGAUGGCAGAAAGUACUUCCAAGGCUUUCUGGGGUACAUUGAUGUGCCGAUGUUGCAGGCGACGAUGCCAAAGCCAUCGCCGUCGACGCUGCUUCUCGUCUGCGGGCCCGACCCGAUGAUGGUGAAGGUGGUCGGUUCAGCGCCGAUGGUGCUGCGUGCCAUGUCCGGUGGCCUCGCGUACCAGCCCUCAGGUGCGGUGCUGAACAACGCCGCGGAUGUCUCCGGCUUCCUCGGCACCCUGGGCUACCAGAAGGAGAUGGUCUACCGCUUCUGA